CGCAACUUCCUACGCUGCGAAGACCGGCCCGUGGUCUUCACGCACCUUCUGGCCGCGGGCCCUGCGCCCCAGCGCCUCUCCUACUGCGGCGGCGGCGAGGCCCUGGCUGUGCCCUUCGAGCCGGCGCGCCUGCUGCCUCUGGCCACGAAUGGGCGUCUCUACCACCCAGCGCCGGAGCGCGCGGGCGGCGUGGGCCUGGUGCGAUCGGCCCUGGCCUUCGAGCUCAGCGCUUGCUUCGAGUACGCGCCAGGCGCGCCCGAGCUGCCCUCGCACGUGCGCUGGCAGGGCCGCCGUUUCGCACUCACCAUGGACCUGGCCCCACUCCUGCUUGCUGCCCCGCCGCCCUGAACCGCGGGCCAGCAGCCGCUGGCACCCGCAGCGCCCCGGGCCGUCAGGCUGCGCACGCGCCACCCGGAGAGCGCGCCGGCCGAGUGCGCGUGCGCGGCGAAGGUGCGCCGCGGCCCCGCCCCGCCGGCGCUGUCCGAGGUGGCGCCGCGGACCGAGUCCCGACGCCGGCAGGGGCGGGGUCUCCGGGGCCCUACUCCCUCCACACACCCCCGGCCUGGGGAGUUUUCGUCCUCUGGUCUGCCCGGCCCUCGCGACGGCGGAUCGGGGCGGCCGGGCGGGAGGCGCGGGGGCUCCAGUGCGCGAGCCCGAGCGGCGCCCGUCCCUCCCCCGCCGGGUGCUGCUCUGUGGGCCGGGGUUCGGCGGGGGAGCCGCGCCGCGGGAGCGUCAGUUUCUUAAACCGAUUUCAAGCUUCAAAAUUCAGACACGGUGUGUGCCUCCAUUCAUGCUUUUCGCUGGCUCUCAAAUGUUAGGGACAGGCCUGCCAACCUGUGUUUCAGGAGUUGCAUCCCACCGGGGCCGGACUGUAGGGAGGCUGCUGGAAAGGCUGCAGGCUUGUGGCCCGCGGCCGGUCCCGCGGGAGAUGGCCCCAGGGGCGCCUGCACUGCUGCUACUGUCGCUGCUGUCUCUGCCGGGUCUCCCGCCUCGCGCUGCCGCCUGCCCCGCCGCCUGCCGCUGCUACAGCGCCACGGUGGAGUGCGGUGCUCUGCGACUGCGCGUAGUCCCGCCUGGAAUCCCACCCGGGACGCAGGUGGGCACCGCGUGGGGCUGCCGGGCGGCGACGCUGUUCCUGCAGGACAAUAGCAUCGCGCGCCUGGAGCCGGGCAUCCUGGCGCCCCUCGCCUCCCUGUGCCAUCUCUACCUGCACAACAACAGCCUACACGCCCUGGAGUCGGGUGCCUUCCGCGCGCAGUCGCGCCUGCUGGAACUGGCGCUCACUGGCAACCGGCUGCGCGGCUUGCGUGUCGGUGCUUUCGCAGGCCUGGCCCAACUGCGCGUGCUCUACCUAGCUGGCAACCAGCUGGUACAGCUGCUGGAUUUCACCUUCCUACACUUGCAGCGACUGCAGGAGCUGCACCUGCAAGAAAACAGCAUUGAGCUGCUGGAGGACCAGGCCCUGGCUGGGCUCUCCUCACUGGCACUGCUGGACCUCAGCAGGAACCAGCUGGGCACCAUCAGCCGGGAGGCCCUGCAGCCACUGGCCAGCCUGCAGGUCCUGCGCCUCACAGAGAACCCAUGGCGCUGUGACUGUGCCCUGCACUGGCUGGGAGCCUGGAUCAAGGAGGGAGGCCAGCGACUGCUCAGCUCCAGGGACAAGAAGAUCCUGUGUGCAGAGCCCCCGCGCCUGGCACUUCAGAGUCUCCUGGAAGUAUCUGGAAGUAGCCUCAUCUGCAUCCCACCGUCUGUGCACGUGGAGCCGCUGGAGGUGACAGCCAACCUGGGUGAGGACCUGCGGGUGGCCUGCCAGGCUUCAGGUUACCCGCAGCCCUUGGUGACCUGGAGAAAGGUGGCGCAGCCUCGCGAGGGUGCGCCUCGCGCCCAGGCGCAGCCAGAAGUUGGGUGGCGGGGCCCAGGAGGUCUCGGGGCCUCCGACACCGGCAGCGGCAUGCUCUUCCUCACCAACAUCACCCUAGCCCACGCCGGAAAGUACGAGUGUGAGGCCUCCAACGCCGGAGGCGCCGCCCGCGUACCCUUCCAGCUCUUGGUCAACGUGUCCCGGCAGCAGCAUAUGGCGCCCGCGCCGCCCCCGGCCGGCGGCCCAGUCAGCCACGAGCCCCUGCCCGAGACCGGCAGCAUGGCCUUCCGUGCCCUGGGCCUGGCCACACAGACGGCCAUCGCGGCUGCCAUCGCGCUCCUGGCGCUCACGGCUCUGUUACUGGCGACCAUGAUCUGCCGCAGGCGGCGCAGGCGUAAAAAGGCGCCGGGGCCUUCUGGGGAGGGAGCGCUCUUCGUCAACGACUACUCCGACGGGCCCUGCACCUUCGCGCAGCUCGAGGAGCUCCGCGACGAGCGGGGCCACGAGAUGUUCGUCAUCGACCGCUCCAAGCCGCUCUUCGCCGAGGGCCCGGCGGAAGCGGCCGAAGCGCCUGGAGUCGCGCAGGGGCUCCCGCUGCAGCCCCCCUCCGCCUACGAGAUCCACUGCUGAGGGGCGGGGCACGGGCUGAUGACGUAGGUACCGCGGAUUGGCCGGCUCGACUCACCCGCGCAUGCCCCAGCUUGGUUAGUAAAGGGUGGAAGCUG
Molecule: messenger RNA, 2586 nt
Organism: Bubalus bubalis (water buffalo)
Lineage: Eukaryota; Metazoa; Chordata; Mammalia; Artiodactyla; Bovidae
Gene: LRRC24
Product: leucine rich repeat containing 24
Exons: 5
Coding region: 149-2491 (780 amino acids)
Molecular function (GO): protein binding
Source: RefSeq, a predicted model, not a curated record